Sodiomyces alkalinus F11 is the source of this 1293-nucleotide messenger RNA. RefSeq lists its product as hypothetical. NCBI's taxonomy places the organism in Eukaryota, Fungi, Ascomycota, Sordariomycetes, Glomerellales, Plectosphaerellaceae. Gene Ontology annotation, biological process: RNA processing. The record is from RefSeq and is a predicted model, not a curated record. The transcript has 2 exons. Bases 146 to 970 code for a protein of 274 amino acids.
GGUAAGGCAGGCAGUCAUCCGUCAAGAUAUCAUCAGUUUGAACGGUCUGCUCAACCACGCGACUCCGCAAGCCCUACGAAAGCCAUCUCUCGACGUUGUCUCAGCUGAACCCAAUUGAGGAAGCUCUUUAAGGCAUUUGGAAGAAAUGACAAAGGAACGAAACUACAACCCAGUUCAAGCCCAGCGCAAGGCUGACAAGGCCAAAGCCAUUAAAAAGGGCAAGGCAGAGGUGCAGAACCGUCGCAACGACAAGCUCGCCAGACGUAAUCCCGACCGCAUCCAGAAGCAGAUCGACGAUCUUAAAGCUGUUACGACAAAUGGCGGCAAGCUCUCACGGCAUGAGGAGCAGGUAUUAGAGGGCCUCGAGAAGGAGCUUCAGGCGGUGAAGAAGGCGCGGGAGGCUUUGGGCGACCGGGCGCCUUCUUUCGGGAGCGGUCUCGGGCAUGGGGGCAGGGGAGGAGGGACCGGCGUGUUGGGCAAGCGGCGACGCGAUGCCGAGAACGCGUCCAGCGACGACGAAGAUAUCCCGGAGGAUGUGAGAAGCAUACCUAUGCCGCGAGACACACCACCUCCGAUACCGAAGCAGGUGAUGGACGCCUGGUACGCGAAGCGGCGAGCGCGGCGGCAGGCGGAGCUGCAACAUCAGACCGAGACUGAGGGCCGAAGGGAUCGCUCGGAAGACAGGAACAAUAAACCGGCCCCUACCCCGGUGCUGGAGGCGAAGACGGUAUACGAAGCGAAGCCCAUGGUACGGAAUCUGCAUAAGGAGGCGGUGUCGGCAUUUGUGCCCAGCGUGGUCAGAAGCAAGCUAGACAAGGGCAAAGGGCGAAGUGGGCUUAUGGAACCCGAGGAAGCUGAUGCAUUGGAGAAGGAGGGCUAUUUGAAGGGCCGUGAUAGGCCACAACAGGACACAGGAGCUUCCGGUUCACACAGAGUCACAGUCGAGGAAGUGGAAGAUGAGGCAGGGUGACGAGGAAUGAUGAGGAACGAGUGGGUGCAACGAUGGAUGGAUGAGCCACAACUUGAAGGGGGAAUUCGGAUACAUGUCCACAAGCCUGGCUGUCAUCAAAUCUGCUGUACCACAAUCCAAGAAUGAGUUCUAAUCCCCGAGGAUGAAGCAGAAAGGGCGCGGAGUUCAGCAGUUCGGCAGUUCAACAGCUUCCAGUGAAUCGAGCGACGUUACUGGUGCGCAAAGGUGGCUCUGCCGCCUUUCGAAAGGUGCCGCCCAGUAGCCAGUGCCUGUUGGUCUCACCUACCUACCUAUUCUUAACUGUAAUUGACUUACCUACCUAC